UUUUGGUUUCUUUUCCUGCUGAGUUAGGCUGGCAGUCAGCUCCCACCAUGAAGCUCCUGAAGGCUGCUGUAAUCUUUGUUGUGGUGCCCACUCUGACGCCGGCUUUUGACCCUCUCAGCGCUUCUCUCGUUGCGGGAAGCGCUGUCAUGGCUUGGCACCUCUUCUCCUCCGACUCCUGGCUCAAGUGCCGCUUCCAAGAGUGCUGCGAGAAGAAUAGAACUCUGAAUUUCACAGCGCUGAAGGCGCAGCUGGACGACAGGCUCUUCGGGCAGCACCUGGCCAAGGACGUGGUGCUGAAGGCGGUGCUGGGCUUCAGCAACAACCCCAGCCCCAAGAAGCCGCUGAUGCUGUCGCUGCACGGCUGGGCCGGCACCGGCAAGAACUUCCUCAGCCAGAUCCUGGCGGAGCAGGUCCACCCCGCCGGCCUGCGCAGCAAGUUCGUCCAUCUCUUCCUGGCCACCCUGCACUUCCCCCACCACGACCAGGUCAAGCUCUAUAAGGAACAGCUGCAGAACUGGAUUCGAGGCAAUGUCAGUGCCUGUCCCUCCUCCGUCUUCAUUUUUGAUGAGAUGGACAAAAUGCAUCCAGGUGUCAUUGAUGCUAUCAAGCCCUUCUUAGACUAUUACGAGGAGGUUGAUGGGGUGUCCUACAGGAAAGCCAUCUUCAUCUUCCUCAGCAAUGCAGGUGGUGAUUUAAUUAACAAAGCAGCUCUUGACUUCUGGACAAGUGGAAAGCGCAGGGAAGAUAUUCAGCUGAAAGACCUGGAGCCAUUGCUCUCUGUAGGAGUCUUCAACAACAAGAAUAGUGGGCUGUGGCACAGCAGCAUCAUUGACAGGAACCUUAUUGACUACUUUGUCCCCUUCCUGCCCCUGGAGCAAAGGCAUGUGAAGAUGUGUGUCAGGGCUGAAAUGACAGCCCGUGGCUAUGCUGUGGAUGAGGAGAUUGUUCAGGCAGUGGCUGAUGAGAUGACUUACUUCCCCAAGGAGCAGAAGAUCUACUCUGAUAAAGGGUGCAAGACUGUGCAGGCCAAGUUGGAUAUUCAUGAAGACCUUGUGAUGAGAGAGAUGAAAGCCAGGGGUUAAUUUCUACUUUGUGUCUCCAAAGCACUUUGAGAAGGCUUUGGAAAUCUGUGUAUUUGCACUUAGACUUUUUUUACUGUUGCAGGGAGUAUGGUGAAAAUAUCAGAGUGAGCUGUAUGGGCUUUGUAGCUUGUGUGUUUGGUUUUGUUGAUUUUUUUUUUUUUUUUUUUUUA
Ficedula albicollis (Collared flycatcher) is the source of this 1252-nucleotide messenger RNA. RefSeq names its product torsin family 1 member B (gene TOR1B). Gene Ontology annotation, biological process: nuclear membrane organization; protein localization to nucleus. The transcript is spliced from 5 exons. Gene Ontology annotation, molecular function: kinesin binding; ATP hydrolysis activity; ATP binding. NCBI's taxonomy places the organism in Eukaryota, Metazoa, Chordata, Aves, Passeriformes, Muscicapidae. The record is from RefSeq and is a predicted model, not a curated record. The coding region runs from base 48 to 1082 and encodes 344 amino acids. Gene Ontology annotation, cellular component: endoplasmic reticulum lumen; endoplasmic reticulum; nuclear envelope.